UUUUUUUUGUUUUGCGACGACGACAACAGGCACAUCAACACACACCCAUCUUCCUGUCCUUCUUCCGCACCCUGCUGGCUUGCUUGCUACCCUUGCUUGCUGCCCUUGCUUGCACCCACCUCUCCUUCGUCUCCUCGUCUCCUCGUCUCCUGUCCUGCCUUCCUCUACCUGUCACGCACACACACGCACACGGCACCAUGUAUCUUGGUGGGGUGUCCGUUGCCUAUGAGAAGGAGAGGACGCCGCCAGAGUGGUCGGUGGUGCCCAAAACCGUCAAUGGGCACGAUGCGGACCUCAACGCUGGCACAAAGCUGCCCCUCCUCGGCGGUGCAAAGAUGUACAUAUGCGUUCGCCCACUCAACCACCAGGACAGCCACUACAUCACCAAUGUGACUGUCAUCCACGAAGGCAAAGAGGCUGUUCCCCUCGGGCACGAGGUUGUUCGCCGCUCCGUCUCAGGCAAAGAUGCAAACCUCAACGCCAAGUCUGGUGGAUCCAAACUGUAUCUCUGCGUCAAGCGUGAGCCCCGAUACACGAUGUCGACGUUGACCAUCUCCGGCGACGCGUCGUUUGUUGACGUCGAUCAAAAGUAUGCGUAUUCGUUUGAGCGGGAGCUCAGGAUCAAGGCCGGAUGA
Molecule: messenger RNA, 635 nt
Organism: Salpingoeca rosetta
Lineage: Eukaryota; Choanoflagellata; Craspedida; Salpingoecidae
Exons: 4
Coding region: 198-635 (145 amino acids)
Cellular component (GO): ESCRT I complex
Source: RefSeq, a predicted model, not a curated record